AUGAGCUCGAGUGUGCGGCACAAAAAUAUCACGUUCGAUGACCGAGAUGACAGACUCAAGUAUGCAGGAAACUGGUUUCACGAUGGGACAUGGAAUGCUAGUAGUGUUCACCAGACGGGGACCCUGUCGAGCUCAAAUGACCCACAAGCCAAUGUAACUUUCACUUUUCCACAACCUGCAAUUGCCUUCUAUUAUUAUGGAAUAGCUCGCUCACGCGGAGCGCUUUACGCCAUCUGCAUUGACUGUGAUCCCAAUAACCCAAGAUUUGAACCCGUUGACGGCUUGAAUAGCACAGAUGAUGGAACCAAUCCACCGAUUGUUCUCUACUCAAGAGUUUUCGAUAGCCCUGGGCAACACGUCGUCAUUUUGACCAACCAGAACGACACACGAGGCACUCCUCUGGGGAAUUCCCAACUUACCAUAGAUCGCUUCGACCUCGAGAUAUUAAUUGACGAUUCCCCCGCCGUCAUUAGUACUGUCACUCAAGAUCCCUCAAACCCUGGACCGGGGACAUCGACCGCACCGACCGCUACAAGUUCGUCAAGCUCCUCGGCACCUAUCGGAGCCAUCGCUGGAGGUGCUGUAGGAGGAUUCGGCGCAGCCGUGAUACUGAUCGCCAUCGGUCUUUUCUGUUUGCGCCGAAGGCAUCGGAGGAGGAGAAUGGGCGGCUCAAUCCCCCCUCCCGCUCCCCCUCAGCCUACACAUGUGGAACCCUUCCCCGUUCAGGCCUAUUCGUCGAAAGGCCCUCGGAUCUCUAUCAGACCCACUCCUGCCACUGUCACAUUAGGCACAGAUACCGACCUGUCCUCCAGUCUUUCGCCCUCCACGGUUACGGGUUCAUAUGAUCCCCCGUCUUCGGGUACCUAUAGCUCAAAUACAUCGUCAAGCGACCAAUCGUCAUCACGCCGUGCGCGGCGAGAAAGACGGCGCGAGAGACGGCGAGAGGUAGAUGCGGGGCCUAUUUUGGAAGAGGAUGAUGGCGCAGAAAAUGAGGAUUCUCUUCCACCGCUCUAUGAACAAGUAUUUCGAACUGGCAGGCAAAGGUCUGUCAACCAGGCUCGUUCUAGUUCGGCACCGAAUUAUAAUGAUCACACCACGUCCAUUCCUCUGACGCCCUUGCGUCGUGGACCUGAAAAAACCUGA
Molecule: messenger RNA, 1143 nt
Organism: Marasmius oreades (fairy-ring Marasmius)
Lineage: Eukaryota; Fungi; Basidiomycota; Agaricomycetes; Agaricales; Marasmiaceae
Exons: 3
Coding region: 1-1143 (380 amino acids)
Source: RefSeq, a predicted model, not a curated record